AUGGUAAAGUCUUAUGAUAGAUAUGAAUUCGAAGAUUGUUUUGGGAUUGUAAAUUCCCGAAGUUCGAAUUGUAUUUUUUUUAAUACCAACCAUAUAUUAACUGGCCAUGAUGAAGAAGUAAGUUUGUGGAACAUCCAAGAAAAGGAAAUAAAAAAAAAAUUGACAGUCCCAUUUGUGCCUCCAUAUUAUUUUUUUACAUAUCAUGUAACAUAUAUGUGUUUAAGUGAAAAGAAUAAAAAUAUUUUGGCAGUUGGAUAUAUGAAUGGUUCAAUUAGAUUAUUCGAUAUUUUUCAAAAUAAAAUACUAUCAACUUUUAGUGGUCAUACAUCAGGUAUUACAAAAUUAAAAUUUAAUAAAGGUAAUUAUUUAUGCUCAUGUAGUAAAGAUACAAAUAUAAUUUUAUGGGAUAUAAUUAAUGAUAAAGGUAUGUAUAAAUUAGAAGGGCAUACAAAUGCUGUCAAUGAUAUUGAAUUUUUAGAAAUAGAAAAUCAUUAUGUAGAUAAUUUUAUAAAUAAUAAUUUAUUAGUUAGUGUAUCUAAAGAUGGGUUAAUUAAAUUAUGGGAUCUAAAUAUUCAAAUGUGUAUUCAAACUAUUGUUGAUUGUGAAGAUGAAAUUAACUGUUUAGUGGUUAAUGAGACUAAUACUCGAUUAAUAAUAGCAUGUAAUAAUACUUUAAGGAUAUAUAAAAUUGAUUUAUUUUCAAAUAUAAAAGAUAAAUUUACUAAUUCUAAAAUAUAUAUUAGUUUUUUAUCUGUAAUUAAAAGAUCAAAUAAUUCUAAAAUAAUAAAUAUGAAAAUAUGUUUAUUAGUUGAAGAUGAACGUGGUCAAAACCCUGAAGAUAUGCAUCUGCUUAUGUCUCAAAAUGAAGAACCGAUAGAUGCUUUGAUAAAUAAUGAAAAUAAUGACAAUAAUGAAAAUUCAGAAAAUGUAGAACAAGAAAAAAAGAUUAACAUUUUAAAUAAUUCAUUAGAUAAUACAAAUAGAAUCUGUAACAGAACUAGCUAUUCUAUAAAUGGAGAUAAUAAUGGUAUUCUUAUUUGUUGUUCUAAUUUAAAAAAAAUAGAAAUAUAUAAAAUAAAUUCAAUACAAAAUCAAAAAAAAUCUGAAAAAAAUAAAAAAAAAAGAUAUAUAACAAAAUUAAAAAAAAAAAAAAAUGACCUUAUUAAUGAACAAACAAAGAUAUUAAAAUUUAAAGGAAAAAAAAGUAUAGAUUAUAUUAACAUAUCUCAAAAGUUAAAUCAAAUUGAAUAUGAAUUAUCUAUUCAUAAUAAAUAUGAUAUACAUACUGUAAAAGAUGAAAUUAAAUAUGUCUUUGAUUAUACUUGUAAAUAUAGAUUGCAAAAUAUAGAUAUAUAUAAAAAGAGGAAAACAGAUACAUCUGCUUAUCUCUUGGUCUCAUACACAACUAACAGUUUGAAUGUCUUUCAAGUUAAUCUAUUUGACAUUUUGAAUAAUCAAGAUAUGUUCAUUCUGAAGAAGGGUGAGGAAAGCGAGGGUGAGGAGAAUGAGAAUGAGAAUGAGAAAGGUGAGGAGAAUGAGAAAGGUGAGGAGAAUGAGAAAGGUGAGGAAAGCGAGGAAGAAAGCGAUGAAGGUGGUGAUGAAAAUGGUGAAGGCGACGAAAAUGGUGAAGGCGACGAAAAUGGUGAAGGCGACGAAAAUGAAGGUGGCGAAAAAAACGCGUUAGCGGGAAAGAUAGUGGAAAAAGUGAUAUAUGAUUAUUCUAAAUGCUUCAAAGAAAUGUGCCAAAUUAACAAUGGACAUAACAAUUCUGUUGAUUUUAUUAAUUUAUCAGAAAAUAAUGAAUAUUUAAUUUCGAUAUGUAAAAAAUGUGUGAAAAUUUGGAAUCUAAAAAACUAUCAAAAUAUAAUAACACUAAAAUUGGAAGGGUGCACAAGUGCUAUUUUUUGUGAGCAAGAUGAAUAUAUAAUAAUAAGUAAUGAUGUUGGUGAAAUAAUGUUAUAUGAAUUAAAAAAUAUAGAAUUAAAAUAUAUUGUCAAAGGACAUGCUAAUAAAAUUAUUACUUUAUAUCAGAAUCCAAAACAAAAAAUGAAUUUUUUAUCUGUAGGCAUGGAAAAUUAUCUAAAAAUUUUUCGUCUCAUUAAUGAAAAUACUUCUAACAAUAUUGAGGGGGAAGAAAAUGAAGAAAAUGGAAAAAAUGGAAAAAAUGAAGAAAAUGAAAAAAAUGAAGAAAUAAAUUCGAAUAAAAAUAGAAUUCGAUUUAAAGAAAUUGAUUAUUAUAACUUAACAGAUAAAGUAAGUUGUGCUAUGUAUUCACCAAAUGGUCAAUAUAUAUGUAUAGGAUAUUUAAAUAAUUUAAUUGAAGUGUUAUAUAGUGAUAGUUUAAAAUUACAUCUAACUUUAUAUGGACAUAGUUUACCAAUCACAUGUAUAGACAUAUCUAAAGAUAAUAAAAUAUUAGCUUCAAGUUCAUCAGAUAAAUUUUUAUUUAUUUGGAAUUUAGAAUAUGGUAGUAUAAAUAAAAGAUUACAUAUUAAUUGUGAUGUAUUAACUAAAAUAAAAUUUUUUAAUGAAACAAAUAAUUUAAUAAGUAUAUCUUCUGAUGGAUAUAUAAAAAUGUGGGAUGCUAUUAAGUUUCAAUGUAUAUGUACAAUUGAUGGUAGAUUCGGAACUCUUACAUCUUUAAUUAUAAGUUUUGAUGAUAAUUUGUUUAUUACUUCUGGUAGUCAUAAAAGUAUAAGAUGUUGGAAAAGGGGAGAUGAUUUAAUAUUUUUAGAAGAAGAAAAAGAAAAAGAAUUAAAUUUAGAAAUCGAAAAAGAAGCAACUAGAAAUGAUUUAUCAUAUCCAUCUUCAAUCGAAAAAAAUGUUAUAUUAAAUAAAGCAACAAUAAAAACAAUUGAAGUAAUAAAAUCAAGUGAAAAAUUAAUUGAAUAUUUAGAUAUUGUAGAAGAAGAAAUAACAUUAUUAGAAACAUAUUAUAAAAAUUUAACAGAAUAUCAAGAAGCAAAAAUAAAAAAUGAAUUACCUGAUUUUGUAGAACCACCAAAUAAACCUAAUUCAAGACCCGAAUUAUUAAAUCAAAAUCCAUAUGAAUUUAUUAUUAAGAUAAUGUGUAAUAUUAAAAAUAAUAUAUUAAAUGAAAUAAUAAUUUCUUUGCCAUUUUAUUAUGCAUAUAAAUUAUUAAUUUAUAUGAAAACAUAUUUAAUGUCAUUUUAUUUUUUUCAAAAAAUUCAAGAAAAUUAUAAUAAAUAUUUGGCAUGUGGAAAUUUGAAUUUCCAUGUAGAAUAUGUUAUUAAUAUUAUUUUAUCAAUUAUAAAUAUAUAUAGGAAUCAAUUUUUAUUUGAUACAAAUUUCCGAUUUCUUUUAUAUGAAUUACAUCAGUUAAUUAUUCCACAUCUUAAAAAUAAUGCAGAUGUAUGUAUAUUUAACCAAACAACUUUGAAUUUUUUAUCUAAUGCAAUUAAUGAUGAUGAAAUAAAUGGAGAAUUAAUUUUUGACCUUAACAAUAAAGAAAAGGAAGACAAAUUGAAACAUGACCAAAUUGAGAAACUAACUUGA
Molecule: messenger RNA, 3516 nt
Organism: Plasmodium yoelii
Lineage: Eukaryota; Apicomplexa; Aconoidasida; Haemosporida; Plasmodiidae
Product: U3 small nucleolar RNA-associated protein 12, putative
Exons: 2
Coding region: 1-3516 (1171 amino acids)
Biological process (GO): maturation of SSU-rRNA
Cellular component (GO): Pwp2p-containing subcomplex of 90S preribosome; small-subunit processome
Molecular function (GO): snoRNA binding; protein binding
Source: RefSeq, a predicted model, not a curated record